AUGUCGUACUGUAUUUUGAAGAUGCCGUUGCUGGUUCCUCAGUUGAGACUAGUUCUAACCAAAGGUGCUCUAUGCUCGGCUAGAUCCAUUGGUACGUCUACUGCUGCUGCUACACUUAAGAAAUUUCCCGACUUGAGGCCUUCCGACCUUCUACCUAAUGGAAGGCCAGAUUACGUCAAGAUGAUCCUUACUUCUAGAGUUUACGAUGUCAUUGAUGAUUCUCCUCUUUCAUCUGCGCCACUCCUUUCGCAAAAGACUAAGUCCAAUGUUUAUUUGAAGAGAGAGGAUAUGUUACCAGUCUUUUCUUUCAAGCUUAGAGGUGCCUACAAUAUGAUCGCUAAUCUAAGUAAGGAAAGAAGAGAAAAAGGUGUCAUUGCAUGUUCUGCAGGUAAUCAUGCACAGGGUGUUGCUUAUUCUGCUAGACAGAUGGGUAUUCCAGCUACCAUUGUCAUGCCUGUGGCCACUCCUGCUAUUAAAUUUAAUAGCGUCAGCCGUAUGGGUGCCAGAGUCGUUCUUUUUGGUGAAGAUUUCGACGCCGCUAAGGAUGAAUGUGACCGUUUGGCAGAACAAGAAGGUCUUACCAAUAUUCCACCUUUCGAUCAUCCAUAUGUUAUUGCUGGUCAAGGUACCAUCGCUUUAGAAUUGCUCAGACAAGUUAAAGCCAAUAAGUUAAGUGCUGUCUUUGUUGCCGUUGGAGGUGGUGGUCUUAUUUCUGGUAUUGGCUCUUAUUUAAAGAGAUUGGCACCACAUGUCAAAGUUGUUGCCGUUGAAACUUUCGAUGCUGAUGCCAUGUAUCAGUCUUUGAAACUGAAUAGAAGGAUUACUUUGAACUCUGUUGGACUCUUCGCUGAUGGUACCGCUGUCAAGACUCUUGGUGAAGAAACUUUCAAAACUUGUCAAGAGUUUGGUGUCGAUGAAGUUGUCAGAGUUACCACCGAUGAAAUCAGUGCAGCCAUCAAGGAUGUGUUUGAAGACACUAGAUCUGUGAUGGAGCCUUCUGGUGCCAUGACUGUCGCUGGUAUGAAGAGAUACGUUGCCGAUCAUCCCGAGAUUGAUCACUCCGAUAAGACUUACGUGCCCGUGUUAAGUGGCGCCAAUAUGAACUUUGACAGAUUGAGAUUUGUUGCUGAAAGAGCCGUUCUUGGUGAAGGUCAGGAGGUUUUCCUCGGUGUUCAGAUCCCUGAUGAGCCUGGUACUUUCUUGAAGUUGCAGAAUAUCAUUGAUCCAAGAGCAGUCACCGAGUUUUCCUACAGAUACUCUGACGAGGCCAAGGUCACUGGUGUUGCAAAUAUCUACACCUCUUUCUCUGUGCAUAAUAGAGAGAAGGAGUUGCCACAAUUACUCAAAGAAAUCAGCGGUGCUGGUUUUGAAGCAUGGGAUCUCUCAGACAAUGAGUUGGCCAAAUCGCACGGUAGAUAUUUAUUGGGUGGUAAAUCCUAUGUUCCAAAUGAAAGAAUCGUUGCUUUUGAAUUCCCAGAGAGGCCUGGUGCCCUUACAAAGUUUUUGAACUUGUUGCAGACCAGGUGGAACUUGACCCUAUUCCAUUAUAGAAACCAUGGUGAUGAUAUUGGUAAGGUGUUGGCAGGUAUUUGUGUUCCUCCUGAGGAUAACGCCAAAUUUCAAGAUUUCUUACAGAAAUUGGGUUACAAGUACAGUGAGGAGUCAAGUAACAUUGCCUUCAAGUUGUUCUUGACAAAGACUAAUGAGUCUUCUCAAGAGAAUUAA
Molecule: messenger RNA, 1725 nt
Organism: Brettanomyces nanus
Lineage: Eukaryota; Fungi; Ascomycota; Pichiomycetes; Pichiales; Pichiaceae
Gene: ILV1
Product: threonine deaminase
Exons: 1
Coding region: 1-1725 (574 amino acids)
Biological process (GO): L-threonine catabolic process
Molecular function (GO): threonine deaminase activity; pyridoxal phosphate binding
Source: RefSeq, a predicted model, not a curated record